Molecule: messenger RNA, 2171 nt
Organism: Notodromas monacha
Lineage: Eukaryota; Metazoa; Arthropoda; Ostracoda; Podocopida; Cyprididae
Source: the annotation of a GenBank genome assembly
UUUAUCAUCAUUUCCAAAGGUGUUCAAUAUUCCAAUUUCACCGUUAGCUCCGCUGCGCUUCCCUUGUAGUUGUCCCUUCGAAAAUUCAAAAUGGGAAUGAAAAAUCGCCGGGGAAACCAGAAGAGCCCUCCCGUAUUCAGUCAUGAAUUUGUGAUACAAAACCAUGCCGACAUUGUGUCCUGCUUCGCGAUGGUCUUCGUCGUUGGUCUCAUGUUCCAGGCAACUACUCCGUUUUCUUCCUUGUUCGUCGCCCUUGGACACCCGACGCCCCCGGAAAUAGGCAGUUUUUACACUUACGGACUGAAAGAUAUCUCAUGCAUUUUCUUUUACCUGCUCAUCUGCAUAAUCGUCCAGGCUGUUGUUCAAGAGUAUCUCAUCGAUCGCAUGAAUCGCAAACUCCAUCUGUCUAAAGUGAACCACAGGAAAUUCAAUGAAUCCGGACAGCUGCUUGUGUUUUAUCUCGUCUCAGUGUUUUGGGGAGCAAACAUUGCGCACAAAGAGGGCUUGCUCUCGGAUCUUACGGGUUUGUGGAGCAACUACCCGGAUGCCCACGCCCGAAUGUCAUUUCAGCAGAAGUUCUUCUUCAUCAUCCAGAUAGCGUAUUGGUUGCAUCAGUUCCCAGAGCUGUAUUUCCAGAAGAUCAAAAAAGAUGAAGUUAUGCAGCGGGUGCAGAUGGCUUUCCAGUAUUUGGUCGCGAUUGUUGUAGCCUACCUGUUCAAUUUCACAAAGUUGGCUCUCUGUUUCUUGGUGAUCCACUACGCGUCUGAGAGCGUUUUCCACGUGGCAAGGAUUCUCCAUUUGGCUGGCAAACAAGUCGCUGCGCGCAAAGCUUUCAUGGUGAGGAAUGUGGUGUAUGUUCCGGUUCGUAUCCUGGCUAUCGUAGCGUCCGUCUCGGUGUUCAUCUUCAAACUCGCGAAGGAGAAGCAAGGCUUUGACUUCGCCACGGGCAAUUUCAACACACAAUUGAUCCGCCUGAAUUGCGCCAUCAGCAUGUUCUUUUCUCAGUCGUGGCUGCUCUGGAACUACGUAUCUUUCCACUUGCGUAAGAGGAGUGAAAGAGUUGCCCAAACGACCGUUCACGUGCCGAAAAAGAAAGCUCAUCGCCCGAAGCCGGAGCCCAAGCAAACUAAUGAAGAGGACGUAAAUGAACUGCCCGAGGUUGACCAGAAUACAAGCAAGGACCUGAGACAGAGGAAAGUUCCCGCGAAGUAAGGUGCUUUUUGGCGUUGAUCGACAUUUUGACUUAUUUUCGUCGACGUGUGACUAUUCGCUUUCUUUUUAUAUUUCAUUUUAUUUUCUGGCUGAGCGUCGUUUUUGUUGUAUUUAUGUAUCUAUUUUUUACGCUCUCGCCUGUUUUAAAUUUCGCCGUACUCCACUGGAAGUUGGUUCGUUCAUUGAGUUGAUGGCCGCAUCAAGCCCUUCCUCGCUGUGAACUUAAUCUCAAAAACACGUAAGGUUUUAUUCAUAUAUUACGAAAGAGCUUAAAAAGAAAAAGAAAAUAUACCUGCCUUCUGUCGCGUUCCUGGAAUUUUGAGUCGUGUUGGUCCGUUAGUUGCGGAAAUGUGUUACGAAGCGACUCGCUUCCUGUAUCAAGGUUUACCAAAUGGAAGUUCUGAAAAUAUUGUCGAAAUACGGUAUAUUGAAGAUUUAUUUAAGCGUCUUUUUAAAAUUCUAACCUGACUACGAGUCGUUCCUGGUUGUGCAUCUUUUCCUUGGCUCCAGUUUUGGAGCGAUUUUAUUUUAUUUUUUGGUGCGAAUUCAAUUUCGUGGUUUGAAACUUGGAAUUGAGUGACCUGGUCCAGGCACAAUCAUAUGAUCUUACUGGCUCAUUCCCUUCGAAGGCUUUGCGAAAAAUUUUCCCUGCUACCCGGUUGAGAUUUUUAUUUUGAUUGUGAAAAAGGUGAAGGGACUGGGACAUUUUUUAAAAAGUAUCUGCUUUGAGCAUUUUCAUCUUGGAACCCUAUGCGUUUGUGUCCAUUGCUUUAGAUGUGUAUGUCGGUUUACUUUUGUGUUCCUGUUCUUCGGUUGUUACGAGAGACUAUAUUUUUGUGGCAUCGCCACGCGCGGGAGUGGAAGGAUGAUUUAUUCGUGAUUAUUUGAUUUGCAUCCGCCAUCAUGUGGUGGAACUUCAGAUUAUCACUGACGGAAUAAAAGACUAGGUCUGCCGAGAA